Messenger RNA from Dermatophagoides farinae (American house dust mite), 1842 nucleotides. It is a transcript of the gene CCT2, whose product is annotated as chaperonin containing TCP1 subunit 2. Gene Ontology annotation, cellular component: chaperonin-containing T-complex; cytosol. NCBI's taxonomy places the organism in Eukaryota, Metazoa, Arthropoda, Arachnida, Sarcoptiformes, Pyroglyphidae. Gene Ontology annotation, biological process: protein folding. The record is from RefSeq and is a predicted model, not a curated record. Gene Ontology annotation, molecular function: ATP binding; ATP hydrolysis activity; ATP-dependent protein folding chaperone.
GUUUUUCUAUAAGCACGUUGUUUCAUUGUCUGUAUACACAAGUUUUCAAAGUUAUUUUCGUUUGAUUUGAUCGAUUUAAUUUCCAUUCAUAUCAUUUACUAUAAACAUGUUAAACAUUCAAAGUCGUUCGUUGAAUCCGGUCAAUAUUCUUAAGACCGAAGCAGAUGAAGAGAAAGCCGAAACAGCUCGUCUUUCAUCGUUUAUCGGUGCCAUUGCAAUUGGUGAUUUGGUCAAAAGUACAUUGGGUCCAAAAGGUAUGGACAAAAUCCUGUUGAACGAAGGCCGAAACGAAGGAAAAGUGGAAGUAACAAAUGAUGGUGCUACGAUAUUGAAAUCAAUCGGUGUGGAUAAUCCGGCCAGCAAAGUUUUGGUUGAUAUUUCAAAAACUCAAGACGAUGAAGUUGGUGAUGGUACCACUUCUGUCACGGUUUUGGCAGCCGAACUCAUACGUGAAGCAGAAAAAUUGAUCGAAAUGAAAAUUCACCCACAAACAAUCAUUUCUGGCUGGCGUAAAGCUGUCGAUGCAGCCAAAGUAGCUUUGGAGAAAUCCACUCAAAAUCAUAGUGACCAACCGGACCGAUUUCGCAAUGACCUCAUGAAUAUUGCCCGAACGACGUUAAGUUCGAAAAUCCUUUCUCAGCAUAAAGAUCUGUUUGCUAAAUUGGCCGUUGAUUCUGUUCUUCGACUGAAAGGAUCGGGCGAUUUGAAUGCCAUACAGAUAAUCAAAAAAUUGGGCGGUAGCCUUAGCGAUUCAUAUCUAGAAGAAGGAUUUCUACUUAAUAAAAAACCAGGCGUCAAUCAACCUAAACGUAUCGAAAAGGCUAGAAUUCUUAUUGCCAACACACCGAUGGACACGGAUAAAAUCAAAGUAUUCGGCUCACGUGUCAAAGCGGAUUCAGUGGCCAAAGUGGCUGAAUUGGAAUUGGCCGAAAAGGAGAAAAUGCGCGAAAAAGUGGAUCUAAUUGUGAAGCAUAACAUCAACGUUUUCAUAAAUCGGCAACUCAUUUAUAAUUAUCCGGAACAAUUGUUUGCCGAUGCUGGUGUGAUGGCCAUCGAACAUGCCGAUUUCGACGGUAUUGAACGGUUGGCUUUAGUGACCGGUGGAGAGAUUGUUUCGACGUUUGGCAGUCCGGAUAAAGUGAAACUUGGCCAUUGUGAUCUGAUCGAAGAAGUUAUGAUUGGCGAUGAUAAAGUGUUGAAAUUCUCUGGCGUACCUUUGGGUGAAGCUUGUACGAUUGUCAUUCGUGGUGCUACACAACAGAUUCUGGAUGAAGCUGAACGAUCAUUGCAUGAUGCGCUGUGUGUUCUAACAGAAACGGUUAAAGAUUCCCGAAUCAUCUAUGGUGGUGGUUCCGGUGAAGUGUUGAUGGCUCAUGUGGUCACACAAUUGGCCGAACAAACACCGGGAAAAGAAUCGUUUGCAAUAGAUUCAUUUGCAAACGCUUUGCGACAAUUGCCUACAAUUAUUGCUGACAAUGGUGGCUUUGAUAGUGCACAAUUAAUUUCCGAAUUACGGGCCUAUCAUUCGCAAGGCAAACAUACUUAUGGUCUAGAUAUGAAUGUUGGAUGUACAGCCGAUAUGGCCGAAUUGGGCAUCAUUGAACCAUUUGUCGUCAAACGUCAAGUGUUGAUUUCAGCUGCUGAAGCGGCCGAAAUGAUUCUACGUGUUGAUAAUAUCAUCAAGGCAGCACCACGAAGACGUGAAGUUGAUCGCCGUGGACACUGAUUGAUAAUAGAAAAUCAGUGAAUGGUUGAAUUAUGGAUUUAUUUUAUGGAUUGCUUUUUUAUAUUGAAAAAAACUACAAACAAAAAAAAUUGGUAAAUAAAGCUUUUUCUCUUUCA